GGUCAAAUGCCUCCGAAAGGAAUUACUAAACGAGAGCCUCGCCGUCGCAAGAUUGCCUUGGCCUGCGAGUCAUGUCGAGAUAAGAAGGUCAGGUGCGACGGUGUAAAGCCAAUUUGUGGUCCCUGCGCUCGUCGCUCGUACGCCGUUGAUCAAUGUGUAUACAAGCUAGAUAAUGCAAGGUCUGCUAGCAACGAUGAAUACCUCAAGAUUCUCCAUAAUCGAAUUCGAGAGCUGGAAGAGAUAUGUGCGAAAGGCGGAGUUGCGGUGCCCCCUGGCCCUUCACAACAUGGAGAUUACAGGGUAUAUGAAAGUCAAAGUCAAAACGAUACGGGUGAAGCUAUGCAUCUGGAUCAUCUGGACGCAGAAUCUAGGACAUCUGUUGCCGCAGAAGGAUUACUAGGACUAGGCUCAGCCCCUGUGUCAUCUGGACCAAGUCCGUCGUCUUCAACACCUACUUUUCAACCACCAAUAUUUCCACCGCAGAGGAAUCGACCGGAAGCUGAGAGCUAUAGAUCAGUACGUGUGACGCAUCUAUCUCCGGACUCUGCCCACCCACGAGCAGGCAGUAUAUAUCCUUCGCCAUCUCUCAACUCCCACGGUAAUGUCACCGCCAUGGGCGCAAUAUCUGUCACAGAAGACGACCCAAGCACGGACUCUCCACAGGAGCAGCAAUACUAUGGGAACUCUUCAGUGGCCUCUUUCAUGCGUCUUGCAGGAGAGUCGAUGCCUUUGCGGUCGUAUAUGUCAGCUUUACGUGGUAGCAAAAAUGAGUCGGCAAGACCCCAGGGCCCUGAUACGGGGAUCUGGCGAGAUCUAGGCUAUCCAUCGGUAGACCUUCGGUUCGACGACUUCUCCUUACCCCCUCGAUCUCUGGCAGACCACCUCCUUGAGUGUUAUUGGGAUAGAGUACACUGUCUAUUCCCAUUUUUCCAUCGUCCCAGUUUUGAGCUAGCGUAUGAAAAUAUCUGGGGGUCAGACAAGACAUCCAAGCCUGAGUUGCCACAGCUCAAUAUUGGACUCGGGGGCGCAUUUGACUGCGGUCCUAAUUCAAUUGUCUUCCAUUGCUCACUUAAUGCCAUCUUUGCCCUUGGCUGUCAUUUCUCUGAUAUUCCGCCUGCAGACCGGGAGGCCGCGGUUUAUUCAUUUUUCCUUCGGGCAAAGCGAUUUGUAAAUCUUGACCUUUUGGAUAUAGGCACUAUUGGCGUGGUCCAAACACUUCUGAUUGUUUCACUUCUUCUUCAAAGCACCCCUUAUCCGAUUCGGUGCUGGAACGCAAUUGGACUGGCGUGUCGAGUUGGUCAAGGACUCGGACUACAUGAGACAACCACACACACCUCGAACAAACCCCUGGAAACAGAAGUACGACGGCGUACUUGGCACAGCUGCGUUCUCAUGGAUAUGAUUGUGAGCAUGACACAUGGAAGACCGAGCAUGACCUCUCACAUCCCAUCAUUACCUCUACCUGCAAUGGGAACUGAUUCCCAAGAAUCUGAUCCUUGUGCGCUUAGUGGACAACCUUGUGAUCAUAAGCUGGGCUAUAUGACGUUCUUCGUUUCAACCAUUGAACUAUAUAAGAUCCUCGAGUCUAUCCUAUCCGAGGUUUAUAAAGCUUGGCAAAGUCGAUCUGAUAACACUCGCACCAGUUUUUUGCAAAGCUCCAAGCUUUGUAGCCUGGAUGUUUUGAUGGAACUCGACGAUAAACUUGCUGCAUAUGAGACCAGCGUGCCCCAGCCCUUGAAUUGGACAGAUGAAGUAUCACUGCAUCAGCCAAGCGGCAAUCCAUCAACCUUUAAACGUCAGCAGAAUGUGCUACGUGCAAGAUUCAUCCACCUUCGCCUUCUACUAUACCGCCCCAUGUUCACUCAACUCUGCUCCGAUGAGCGAGCAGGAUCAUCACGCCGUACUGAUAUCCAACCUAGCGAGAAAAACAUAAUCUACUCCUCGGUUUUCUCAAAAUGUGCCGCCUCUUGCGUCAUGGCAGCCAUAGACCUGGUCUCACUUGUUCACAAGACAUACCGAACAAGUUUAACUGACGCAUGGUGGUACAAUGGAUUCUACACAUCGACUUCAGGUUUCAUUCUGAUAAUGUCAUACUCAUGCUAUUCUAUCCGGGAGCAGGUUGAUUCACAAAUCGUGGAUGAGAGUUGGCAAAAGUGCGAAGAGAUCUUAGCUUUUAUGGCUAUGUUUAGUGUCUCUGCCCGCAACUCGUUGCAGUUCUUGCAAGUAACACACCAGCAUAUUAUGCAAAACUACUCCGCUACCUGCCGGCCUGGCGAUACUUCCUCGUCGGCUUCUAACCAGCUGUAUCAAAGGGGCAAUCAACAUUUGAACCGACCCAACUCGGUGUCGCAUAAUACCGAGCCCGUAUCGGAGGAACACAGCCUCAACCACGAUACCAAUAAUAUGGAUAUAAAUCCUUUCACAACGUGGGAUGAGAUGGGCUUGGGGCAGGAAGAAUUUGGAUUCCUUGGCAGAUUUGAUUUGCCUGAUCUUGCAAGCUGGUUCACGGAUAUACCUCCUUGA
Molecule: messenger RNA, 2523 nt
Organism: Penicillium coprophilum
Lineage: Eukaryota; Fungi; Ascomycota; Eurotiomycetes; Eurotiales; Aspergillaceae
Exons: 5
Biological process (GO): positive regulation of transcription from RNA polymerase II promoter by galactose; DNA-templated transcription
Cellular component (GO): nucleus
Molecular function (GO): RNA polymerase II cis-regulatory region sequence-specific DNA binding; DNA-binding transcription factor activity, RNA polymerase II-specific; zinc ion binding
Source: RefSeq, a predicted model, not a curated record